This is a messenger RNA of Manis pentadactyla (Chinese pangolin), 3686 nucleotides long. It is a transcript of the gene ITGBL1, whose product is annotated as integrin subunit beta like 1. Gene Ontology annotation, molecular function: integrin binding. The transcript has 11 exons. NCBI's taxonomy places the organism in Eukaryota, Metazoa, Chordata, Mammalia, Pholidota, Manidae. Gene Ontology annotation, biological process: cell-matrix adhesion; cell adhesion mediated by integrin; integrin-mediated signaling pathway. Bases 360 to 1850 code for a protein of 496 amino acids. The record is from RefSeq and is a predicted model, not a curated record. Gene Ontology annotation, cellular component: focal adhesion; integrin complex; cell surface.
AUAUUUCUGGGGCCUGUACUUGGAGAAAGAAACGAUUUUUUUCAAAUCUGUGAACAGGACAUUUUUCUUUAAUGUCAAAAUAAACCAUCUGCUUGUACAACUGUUUCUAAUUACUUCCCAGCCUAGACGCUCCACUUGAGGGGUUUGGUACCAGCACCCCGCCCAGAGCGGUGCCGCUGCCCGGGUCCUCGCAGGCAGCUCAUCGACGCAUUGGCAGCUCGGGGAGAGCCUGGACCUGCGCGCCGGGGUGUCUGUGGGUCCGUCUGCCAGGCCAUCUGCCAGGGGCACCUCUCCGCCCUGCAGCCUCCGCGAGUCCCGUGCCGCAGAGGCGCCGCCGCCUGCCCAGCGCGGGGCUCAGCAUGCGUCCCGCAGGCUUCAGGAACUUCUUGCUGCUGGCGUCCUCCCUGCUGUUCGCGGGGCUGUCAGCUGCUCCUCCAAGCUUCUCGCCAUCUCUGAGAAGCGGGCCGGGGGCGGCGUGCAGGCUGGCCCGGGCCGAGUCGGAGCGGCGGUGCCGGGCGCCCGGGCAGCCCCCAGGGGGCGCUUUGUGCCACGGCCGGGGCCGGUGCGACUGCGGGGUCUGCAUCUGUCACGUGAGCGAGCCUGGCAUGUACUUCGGACCCCUGUGUGAGUGCCACGAGUGGGUGUGCGAGACCUACGACGGCAGCACUUGUGCAGGCCAUGGUAAGUGUGACUGUGGCAAAUGCACGUGUGAUGAAGGGUGGUCCGGGGAUGCGUGCCAGUACCCAACCAACUGUGACCUGACCAGGAGAAAAAGCCACCAGAUGUGCAAGAAUUCUCAAGAUAUCAUCUGCUCUAAUGCCGGUACAUGUCACUGUGGCAGGUGUAAGUGUGAUAAUUCAGAUGGAAAUGGACUUGUUUAUGGUAAAUUUUGUGAGUGUGAUGAUAGAGAAUGCAUAGAUGAUGAAACGGAAGAGAUAUGUGGAGGCCAUGGAAAGUGUUACUGUGGAAACUGUUACUGCGAGGCUGGUUGGCAUGGAGAUAAAUGUGAAUUCCAGUGCGAUAUCACCCCCUGGGAGAGCAAGAGGAGAUGCACAUCUCCAGAAGGCAGAAUCUGCAGUAACAGAGGGACUUGUGUGUGCGGUGAGUGUUCCUGCCACGACGUCGACCCCACUGGAGACUGGGGAGACAUUCAUGGGGACACCUGUGAGUGUGAUGAGAGGGACUGUCGAGCUGUCUAUGACAGAUAUUCCGAUGACUUCUGUUCAGGUCAUGGGCAAUGUAAUUGUGGAAGAUGCGACUGCAGAGCAGGCUGGUAUGGAAAGAAGUGUGAGCACCCACGUUCCUGCCCGCUGUCGGCUGAGGAGAGCAUCAGGAAGUGCCAAGGCAGGGCUACUCUGCCCUGCUCCGGAAGGGGUCAGUGUGAAUGCGGCCGAUGUACGUGCUACCCUCCCGGAGAUCGCAGGGUCUACGGCAGGACGUGUGAGUGCGACGACCGCCGCUGUGAAGACCUUGACGGUGUGGUCUGCGGAGGCCAUGGCUCGUGUUCCUGCGGUCGCUGCGUUUGUGAGCGAGGCUGGUUUGGAAAGCUCUGCCAGCAUCCCAGGAAGUGCAAUAUGACGGAGGAACAAAGCAAGAGUUUGUGUGAAUCAGCAGAUGGCAUAUUGUGCUCAGGAAAGGGUUCUUGUCACUGUGGAAAGUGCAUUUGUUCUGCUGAAGAAUGGUAUAUUUCGGGAGAAUUCUGUGACUGUGAUGACAGGAACUGUGACAAGCACGAUGGUCUCAUCUGCACAGGAGGCGAACAGUUAGAAGGGCUGCAGCAGGAGACCUGUGCACCCCCUGUGGAGAAGCCGCCCCCAGCCCUCAAACCCUCAGGGCAACGGAACGUUUAGAGCAAGAAUUCAUAUUCUCCGGGAUUUGUGAGGAAAGGAUGCGGUACCACUGUACUCUUCACAUAAAGUGGACCAUUUACAUCUCUUGUGUAAUUUUUUCUGGUAGAGUUUAGUAAAACACUUUAGAAAGCAAACUUAAAAUAAAAAUGGUGACACUUGAAAUAUUAAAACAACACUCCUGACCAUUGAUGAGGGGUGGGUGAAGCAAUUGGCUACCAUAAGAAAUCAGUAGAAAUAACCCUCCUAUAGCAGAUAUGCAUGCAAGGGGAUGUGAUAUUGGAGAGACUCGAUACAAUUAACAUGUACAUGGAGGUACAAAACACACGGCCUGUAAAUACAAAUGAAUUCCAUCAUAUUUACUAUGCAGAACAUCAAUAGUAACAGAUUACACUUACUUAACAACAGCAAACCUAAUUUUGGAAGGGAAAAAAUGGUGGAGUCUUACCCCGGAAGAAUAGCUAGAGAGGUAUCAUCAAAGAGCUAAAAUUUUCUUUGGCAUGGUAGACCGGAAAAUUGAAUUCACCAACUUAUUUACAUGACAGUUCUCUAUAUUUGUGGGUGAUGAAAUGCCAUUUUGUUACAUAAAGUUGUUUGAUGUUUUAUAAUAUGCCUUUGUAUAAAUAUUUUAUUUCAACAUGUAUUUGUGAGUACAAAUGAUAGUAAACACAGAAACUGUACAAUGCAGACAAACUCUAUGUAUGUAAAUUGAGUCAUACAUACCAACAUUUCUUGAUACACACGUCCUAUUACAUGCAGUUCAUCCAGUGUUGUCCUCGUCCUAUGCAACAGGUGAGACCAGACACCAGGAAGUGGUCUAAUUACAAAUAACAAGGACCCCUCUGCAAUAUGACUAAACACAUAUUAGAAGAAAGUAUUUUGACAUCCAUUCAUAGGGAUAAAUGCCCUUAGAGACAACUGGGAUAAAGCCCAAACUGAGGUGCAUAUUGACAUAAAUGUGUCCUUUACGAAAAUAAAUCUUAUCUUAAUUUUAACCAAUAAACGGGCCUGCAGGGGAAAAAGAAACUAAUAAGUCAAGCUGAUUACCAAAAAGAGUAGGUGGGGUUGUUUGAUGUGUGUGUGUGUGUGUGUGUGUGUGUGUGUGUGUAUGUGCGUGCACAUGCACACACACUUGUAGGGUGUAGGUAAGCACUGUCUAUAAGCCCAUCUAAUUGGAAUUUCAAGUUAAAUUAUUCAUAGUUUGCCACAUGUUAUGGAAUAUAUGUCUUCCCUAAAUAAUUGGUUAAUGAAAUUCAUCUUAUGUAUUUCAUCCUGUUAAAAACCAUAGACUUUAAUCUGGCGUAAUGAGAAAUCAAGAAUGGUCAAAGGAAUCAUUUUGUGGUAUUUUCUUACUUAAGCAUUACCGACAAUAAAUCUACUCAAACGUUAUGCUAACUUUUUAUUUAUUAAAAUGGAAUCCAAUAUGAAAAUGAAAUAAGCAUAAACAGUUAAAUUUAUACUAAAUCUUUAAUCAGCUAAGCAGGCCAAAAUUUUUAAAUGCUGGGCAAGGGCUGUCAUGGAGACUUAGGAAAACGGUGACAAAAUAAUUUCCCAGGUAAAUACAGUGCAGGUGGGGGAAGAUGGCAACUGGGUCAUCCUUCUACAUGGAAAUAAUAACAAGAAGCCAGCACACUGAUCCCACAUGUAGGUUUCUAUAAAUGAGGUUCAGUUUGGUCUCAAUGAACUCUUCUGAGCAGAAAACGCUGAAUUUUAUUAAGUAUACACAGUCAACAAAUAUUUCCAAACAGUUUAGUACUAAACAUUUUGAAACUUUAUAUCCAAUAUUGAACAUUUGGCAUGGUUGCUUCACUGUGUAGUCAACUAUCCAUAGUCUUUCUU